Sphaerodactylus townsendi is the source of this 3285-nucleotide messenger RNA. Its product is annotated as zinc finger protein 883-like. The record is from RefSeq and is a predicted model, not a curated record. The coding region runs from base 183 to 2819 and encodes 878 amino acids. Gene Ontology annotation, molecular function: DNA-binding transcription factor activity; RNA polymerase II cis-regulatory region sequence-specific DNA binding. The transcript has 6 exons. Gene Ontology annotation, biological process: negative regulation of transcription by RNA polymerase II; regulation of immune system process; regulation of cytokine production. NCBI's taxonomy places the organism in Eukaryota, Metazoa, Chordata, Lepidosauria, Squamata, Sphaerodactylidae.
UGGAGUCCUAGAGAGGCACAUGGGAAGCUAGUUCCAGUCCCCCUCCUUGCAGUAGCUGCCUUCGUGUUUUGGGGGCUGCUGCUUGAAUGGCUUGAAGAGGUCUGGCAGCAGUGGAAAGACAACCUGGAUGCUUCCUGCUUUCUCUGCCAUCUUCUCUGUUUGGUGAAGGGACAAGAGACACCAUGCAGCCAGCUCAGUUCCUGGUUUCCUUUGAAGAUGUAGCUGUGCAUUUCACGCUGGAGGAAUGGGCUUUGCUGAACCCAGAGCAAAGGGCUCUGUACAAAGAAGUUAUGCUGGAGAAUUAUGAGAACGUGACCUUUGUAGUAUUUCUCAAGCCUGACUAUCUCUCUUACCUGGAAGAAGAUGAAGAUCCAUUUGCUCUGGAUUCAGAGGAAGAGGAGAGAUCAGCAGCAGGUGACUGGAGUGAUGUGGAAUAUUACAGGGAGCUCUCUGGGAUGUCGCUGGAAACAACCACCCAUGGAGCAGAAGAAGAGGCCUUUGGGACUCAAGAGGCAUCGGUGAGGAAGAAGGGGCAAGAUAAAUGCAUUGGUGGACAAAGAGGUGAGAUCCAUGAAAUAUCAAUUGAACAAAAGCAUCAUGAAGAGAAGACAGGGAAUAAGAGCCAUUUGACUGAGAAAACAUUCCACUGCAAAUCCAUCCCUUAUCCACCUUACAAAAUCCAAACAGGAGAGAAAGCAUUCAAGUGUUGGGAGUGUGGAAAGAACUUUGCUAACAGUCUCAGCUUUAAAGCACAUCAGAGAUCUCACACAGCAGAGACACUCUAUAAAUGCUCAGGCUGUAGCAACAGUUUUUCUGAUAAGUUGAGUCUUAUUGAGCAUCAGCAAAUUCACACAGGGAAGAAGCCACACAAACCCCUGGACUAUAGAAAGCAUUACAGUAAUAAAGGGAAGCAUGCCAGGCAUCAAUCUAUUUGCUCAAUCAAGAAACCAAAUAAAACUGGGGAAUGUCAAAAGCGCUUCAGACAAAACAAGCAGCUUACAUCACAGCCAAGAUCCUACACAGGGAAAAAGACAUAUAAAUGCACAGAAUGUGGAAAGGACUUCAGAUAUAGUACAUCACUUACUUUACAUACAAGAAUCCAUUCAGGAGAGAGACCCUAUCAAUGCUCAGACUGCAGCUGGAGUUUUUCUGAUAAAUCGACAUUUGUUGGACACCUGAGAAUCCACACAGGGGAAAAACCAUACGAAUGUUUAGAAUGUGGAAAAACCUUCCGUUUGAGUUCACAACUCAGCACACACCAAAGAACCCACACGGGGACAAAACCGUAUAAGUGCCUGGAUUGUGGGAAAAGUUUCACUAGUGGCCCAGGCCUUAUUUCACAUCAAAGAAUUCACACAGGAGAGAAACCAUAUAAAUGCCUGGAGUGUGGAAAGAGUUUUAGACAAAGCUCUGCCCGUGCUUCCCAUCAAAGAAUCCACACAGGGGAAAAAAGAUACAAAUGUUCAGUGUGUGAAAAGAGCUUUCGAUGGAGCACAGCUCUCACUUCCCAUCAAAGAAUCCACACAGGGGAGAAACCGUAUAAGUGCUUGGAAUGUGGGAAAAGUUUCAAUCAUAAUACACAUUUUGCUUCACAUCGAAGGAUUCACACUGGGGAGAGACCGUAUAAAUGUGCUGAGUGUGGAAAGUGCUUCCGCCAGAGCUCAAAUCUCAAUGCACAUCAAAGAUUGCACAAAGAGGAGAAACCAUAUGCAUGCUCAGAGUGUGGAAAGAGUUUUAUAUCAAGCUGGGCCUUAGCUAGCCAUCAGAGAAUACACACUGAGGAGAAGCCACACCAGUGCUUGGAGUGUGGAAGGACCUUCAGACACAGUGUCAGCCUAAAGACACAUGAAAGCACCCAUACAGGAGAGAAGCCGUAUAAAUGCCUGGAGUGUGGAAAGAGCUUCAGGCAGGCCUCACACCUUAGCAUACACCGAAGAAUUCACACUGGGGAAAAGCCGUAUAUGUGCUUUGAAUGUGGGAAAAGCUUCCGUGUAAGGUCAGGCCUUAAAAGUCAUCAAAGAACUCAUACAGGAGAGAAACCCUAUCAGUGCUUUGAGUGUCAAAGAAGUUUUCACUAUCGUGGACAACUUGUUGAACAUCGAAAAGUUCACACUGGGGAGAUACCAUAUAAAUGUCCUGAAUGUGGAAAGAGCUUUCAACACAGCAGAAGCUUUAUUUCUCAUAAAAGAACUCACAUAAGGAAGAAACAUGUUGGAGAGAAGCCACAUGAAUGCUCAGUCUGCAGGAAAGUAUUCCGGCGGCGCUCAGACCUCAGCAGUCACCAGAGAACCCACACAGGAGAGAGGCCUUAUUCAUGUACAAACUGUGGGAAGCGGUUCAAUCGGAGCACCAACCUCAUCUCUCAUCAGAGGAUUCACACGGGGGAGAAACCAUACAAGUGCACAGACUGUGGGAAAAACUUUUGUCACAAGUCUGGCCUGAUCAGGCAUUGGAGAACCCACACAGGGGAGAAACCAUACACGUGUUCUGAGUGUGGAAAGAGCUUCAGCCAGAGGCAGCACCUUAUCACACACCAGAGGAACCACACUGGAGAGAAGCCAUUCACCUGCUGUGAGUGUGGGAAAAGUUUCAACCAGAGCCAACACCUUAUAACUCAUCAAAGGAACCAUACAGGAGAGAAACCAUUUGAGUGUCCACAGUGCAGCAAAUCUUUCUGUGACAAGUCCACUCUGAUGAGACAUCAGAGGAGCCACCUCGGGAAGAAACCUUUCAAAUGUUCUAAGUGUGACGAAAGUUUUUAUCGGAGCAAACACCUCAUCAGGCAUCAAAGAAUUCACAUCCAACCAUCUGUGGUCUAAUUUCACAGGGUUCCCCUUCCCCCAAAUCAUGUAUAUAGACAAUACUUGUGGCAUGGGGGGAGUGGCACUGACUUUUCAUUAUGAUAAGGAACAGAGGUUGGGUGCAUUGUUUGCUGCACAGGUAGGAAGUAGUGUGGGGAUCCUAUAAGGCUGUUCUCUCAUCCCAUGGAACACAGCAUUGGGCAUAGUGCUUAUGGAUGGUGGACAGUUUGCCAUAAUGUGAAACCUUGGGGAAGCCACAAGCUUCCUCCUGUUGUUGUUGCAGUCUAAUUAAAGGGAUCCUCUUUCAUGGAAUCCAUGGAUCUGAGGUCCCCAAUUGACUACAAAAUGCUUGUGGCGAGAGGCAGACCUGACCACAAAAUACCAGAGUGAGGUCAUGCAUAAUUCUAAAAGUAACUCUUUAGCAUUUCCAGCAGAAGCUCUGUUUUAACUGGAUACCAUUUAAAAUAAACAUAUUAUUCAAAAA